GGGGACUGGGGUGCGGGGGGAGGCUCUGGGGAGCAUGGAGGGGGCGAGAAGGGGAGCAUGGUCAGAGGGCUGUGAGUGGGACCCACCUCCAAACGUACCCCCACGGAGCCCCCAAAAUGGCUCUGGGGAGCAGAGCGUGGGGCUGGGGGCCCCGGGAGCACACCUGGGGCUUUGGGGCCAAAAAGAAAGUCUGGGAUGGUGCACAGGGAGGAGGAGGGGGGCAGAGCACCCCAAAUCGCCCUCCCAAUGGGGCUGAGGUUGAGCAGGGCCCCCGUGGCAGGAGGACGGAGGGGGACACGUCCCAGGGACGCGUCCCAGGGACACGGGGGGGUGUCCCCAGGCUGUGCCCCUGCCCUUUGAGGCCACGCUCAGGGCUGCAGCAGGGAAACCCCCGCAGGAGGCAGCGGGCGCCUCCGGCUGCCCCUGGCAACUGCGCUGUGCUGCCUGCUGCCGCCAUCUCGGCUGCCCGGCGUCCCGCUCCUCCGCACCCCCGCCCCAAAAAUGUCCCCAGGUCUGGAGGAGAGCUUGCGUAGGGUUUUCCAAGAGAAGCUGCAGCUCCGGACGGUGCCGGCGUGGGACUCGGCGUCGCUGCUGCCCUCCUCCACGCGCCUGCUGCUGAAGAGGAGGGAGGUGGCGGAGGUGGAGCGGGCUCUGCAGGCCCAGCGGGAGGAAUUUUGGCAGAGGAUGGAGGGCUUGGAUCAACGCCGGCAGCAGCUGGGCCAGCGGGAAGAGCAGCUCCGUGACGUCGCCCUCAGAUUCGACGCCUUCCUCAAGGUUUCCGCAGCGAGGCGGGAGCGGGCGCUGGGCCGGGCAGGCGAGGAGCGGGCACAGGCAGCAUGGCGGGGAGCCGAGGCCGACGGCCUGCAGCAGGAGCUGGCGGGGCUGCUGCGGCGCAGGGAGCGGCUGCGACGGCGUCUGCGGGGCCUCCGCGUCUUUGGGGACUACCUGCAGGGCGUGGUGGCCACCACGGGGCAGGUGAGGGUCCCUGUCCCAUGUCCCCAGGAGGUUGUGUUCCUCCAGGGCCACCAGCGCCCCUUGCACCCCAAGCUCCACGUUGGAGCAUCUGUGGGGGGAUCUGGAGGGGUUGGAACACGAAAUCACCUCAGGGAUGAGGGUGAGCAGCACCCUGGUGGGGUAGGUGCCCUGGCAACCGCUCAGCCCCUUCCCACCACCCAGUUCCAGGACGUCCCGUCCAUGCUGGCACAUUUCGGGGCGCUGGCGGGGGUGCGGGCAGCCCUGCUGCACCAGCUGGAGGCCGGGAAGCAGAGGCUGGCCCAGGGCCGGGCUCGGCUCCAGCGGUACCACGAGGAGGCCGGCAGCGAGCUCCUGCGCGGGAGGGACGAGGUGCUCCAGCUCCGCGCACGCCUGGAGGCUGCCCGCCAUGACGUGCUCCGGGGGGAGUCCUGCUGGACCCAGAUCCAGAGCACGGCCACCCACAAGACCCUGCUGCUGGCGCAAAUCAGGAUGGCAGUGCUGAGCCUCUUCCAGCUCGCCACCAAGCACCUGAAAGUCCCCAGGGAUGUGGCCCUGGAGGACACAGAGACCCAGCUGGAUGUGGUGCUGCUCUGCAUGCAGGACCUGGCUGCCAUCUGUGCUGAGCUGUGCCCCAAGGAGCCAGGGCUGGGCCCCCCACGCGUGCCUGCCACCAUCACCACUCGCCCACGGCACCACAGGGGUGUCACGGUGCCUCCGAGCCACCAGUAGUCCCAGCCUGGGGACAAAUCCCCCUGGGGUAAGGCUACCAAGGCCAGCAUGGAGCUGUAGGAUACCAGCACCUACUUGGGGAUGGAGGUGGCGCCCCAACAAGCCCAGGAACCCCGAGAGGCAAUGCAGCUCCAGCGCAGCAGAGCACCAAGUGCCUUGGGACAGAGCCUGCCCCCCUAGUGCCCUCUUGCAGGGGCAUGCAGGCAGUGGGACCAGCUGCCUGGGAGGAAUGGGGAGCAGCUGCUCGUGUUCAGGCUGUUGGUACUGAUAAAGCUGUUUGCCAUCAAAAUACAACCCAGCUGUGGAGCUGCAGCACCCCCUUCUUUUAGGGCUGCAGCUUGGGGAGGAAUUACCCCAGUCACAAGCUGCCCGCAGCA
Cygnus olor (mute swan) is the source of this 2081-nucleotide messenger RNA. RefSeq names its product cilia and flagella associated protein 73 (gene CFAP73). NCBI's taxonomy places the organism in Eukaryota, Metazoa, Chordata, Aves, Anseriformes, Anatidae. Gene Ontology annotation, biological process: spermatid development. The transcript has 6 exons. The coding region runs from base 502 to 1704 and encodes 400 amino acids. The record is from RefSeq and is a predicted model, not a curated record.